AUGGAAUUUUUAAUUGGAAUCAUAUGCAUUGUACUAGUUACUGGUGGUUCCGGCCAGGCUCCUUCGGUAGAGUCAACUGCACCUACGGUGGCUGCUCCCACUGUGUUUAGUUCUAAUGUCCCAGUACCGGCUCCGGAUUCUACGCCGUUAAAUUCUCCAAAGCUGGUGAUUUUGCCACCAGCUGCUUCCGUUCCUACUCCAUUGUCUGUUCCGGUGAUCAUGCCGCCGACAGUUUCGACUGCAGCUCCAUUGUCCGAACCAAUAAGCUUACCGCCCACUGUUUCUACUCCUGCUCUUGUACCGGUGAGCCAUCCACCAGUUGAUUCCACUCUGGUUCCAGCCUUCACACCAGUGAACCAUCCACCUUCUGUUUCCACUUCUGCACCAGUGAGCCAUCCACCAACUGUUUUUACACAAGCUCCACUUCAAGCGCCCGUCGGCUCCCCCCUGACGACAGUUCCUGUCCAUUCUCCAAUCUCAUCACCACAAGCUGAAUCUUCACCAUCUCCGGCUCCAAGAAAAAACCACAAUGCACCUUCACCGGCUCCAAUUUCUUCACCACCCACCCAUACUCCGGCUCCAAGAAAGAAGAAGGGCAAGAAGCACCAUUCACCUUCACCAUCUCCAGCUCCGGCUCCAGCACCAAAGCCGCUUGGUUCAUCCGAAUCUCCCGGACCUAGCCCUGAAUCCAAUUCUCCUAGUCCUACUUCAGAUGAUGACGAGAAUGGAGCAAUGAAAUUGAUGAACGUCCAACAUCUGGUGGGAAGUUUGGCAUUGGGAGGGGCAUUGUUUGGCUUGUUGUUGUUCUUCUUCUAA
Messenger RNA from Fraxinus pennsylvanica, 816 nucleotides. The record is from the annotation of a GenBank genome assembly. Lineage: Eukaryota; Viridiplantae; Streptophyta; Magnoliopsida; Lamiales; Oleaceae.